Molecule: messenger RNA, 6144 nt
Organism: Cygnus olor (mute swan)
Lineage: Eukaryota; Metazoa; Chordata; Aves; Anseriformes; Anatidae
Gene: UBE2R2
Product: ubiquitin conjugating enzyme E2 R2
Exons: 5
Coding region: 3409-4005 (198 amino acids)
Biological process (GO): ubiquitin-dependent protein catabolic process; protein polyubiquitination
Molecular function (GO): ubiquitin conjugating enzyme activity
Source: RefSeq, a predicted model, not a curated record
GGAUGGAUUCACUGUUCCUACCAUCGCUGCCUAAAAACAAGGCAUCUGGGUUUUCCCAGCGUGAGAGGAGCAGAAUAAGUCAGUGUCAGACUACAAAAUGUUGUACAGAGCUAAGAUGGAAUAAAUACUGGAUUUCCAGACAGCUGAAUUUAGGAGGGAAUCCUGCUCGUGCUAGUGUUUCCCACCAAGAGGGAGAUGGUAUUAAUUCGUAAGUGUCGCUUCAAGUAAGUGGCAAGACCUCUGGAAACUCAGAAUCACUGCAGUAAUUAUUCAUAGUGAUUAUCAGGGCUCAAUUCAGUGGUUGGUAGAAACACUAGCUUUGCAUUUUCAGGCUGAUAGCAUGGAUAUCAAGUAGGAUUUUAUUUUUCCAGCAUAUAUGGAUUUCACUACAGCUGUGCCUUACCAAAGCUGGAGACUGAAGGAAACUGAAAUCUGAAGUGCGAUCACCAUUGGCAAUGCCAAGGAGCAAGGCAGUAAAAUAGGAAACAGCUGAAAUGAGUGUGGUGUCACAAUAACCUUAAAAUGUGGAGUGCUGCGACUUGGGGGUUGGAGUUCUUGUGCAGUAGCUGUAAAUGCCUGCAAAAGGCUGGAUCUUCUGACAGUCUGGCCUGUUGAAUGGCAAACCAGGGGAGCUCAUGGUUUUAACUUAGUGUUUUUAGGGACAGCACACAUGACCAGUUAUAAGUUGGGGAAGGGGGAAUGGGUGGGUGAUUGGUCUCUACUGUCCCCACAUCAAAUGCAUUUUGUGGUGUCAAAGAGCCAUGGUGAGACAGCAGCUGAAAUCAGGGUUAUUCCUGGUUAGUUUAAGCUCAGCUGGAGGAGUCAAAGAGGUAAAUGCAGUAAUGGCUGGGGGCUUGAAGGUGUGUGUGGAUGGCAACGAGGUAAAUCCUGAGUCCUAAAUUCAUCUGGCUGUAAGCAGGCUGGGAGUGAGCUGCCCUGCAGCUCUGACACUGAGUAUGUGGCAGCCCCUGGCUGAGCUUGCCAGCCGUGGGAAGCAGCUCAGAGCUGAACUUGCCUUAGAUCGGUGAAACUGCAGGGGGGAGAACUGUGAGCUACUGAUUUAUUUUAAAAUGUGGUUAUUGCCUAGUUCAGUCCCACUUUUGCCUCUUAAUAUGUUUAGAAUUGGGCUUUUAGUGGUGGGGAUGGAAAAAAAACCUGACUUGUAACUGUGGCUGUUGCCGAGUCUGUGCAAGCAGUCUUGCAGUUUGUUGCAGUCUGUCUUAGAAAUUCUUGGCUAACUUAACCCUCCAGAAACUCAAACAGCGUUCAGCGAGUGUGGAGUGGUUCUACGUAACUUCCUGUGAUAACUUGUGUUACAGAAGAGACGCAGAGUAAACCUCCAGGACCUAUUUAUAAUGCUCUGGGAAAGCGGUUGGUUUCGCUUUUCAACUCCUGAAUGAUCUCAGUGCAGGGACCUGAAAGUGGUGCUUUUUAAGAAAAUCCCUGCUUGUAAUGUGGGGUUUCCGAGUUCAGGGGCUUGUGGCUCUGAAAUCAGGCUUUGUACAGAGGCUCUGUUUGCUUUCUGCUCUAGCACAGCAUCUCAACGUGCUAAACAUGCAGGCUAGCUAGAACAGGCUCACUGACAGAUAGCGUGCCCCUGUGAAUCCUCCGAACAUGCGGCUGGUUACAGGCAAGCUUGGCUCUCAGCUGCUUCUGCAUGAGCAGAAAAGACUCCUAACUUCUCUUCAGUUGCAUUUUUCUGGUGCCAGAGCUCAGGAGGCAUCCUUCCCGUGGCAAAACACCAACUUUCAUUAAUUCUCUAAUAUUUGCUGUUGCAGGCAGGCAGACUGCCCUUUUCUAUUGCAGAGCUGUGGCUACAGAACAGGAUUUAGAAGUCGGAAACCAUCUCCCAGGGCCUAUCAUGUCUGCAUGGCCAUCGUGCACAGAGCCCAUGAAUGCUGGAUGGCUCAGCUUUCCCAGGGGUCUUCACCCAGCCCUGAGGGCUUCAUCUCAGGAUGUGGGAGCAGAGGGGCUGUGUCGGUAGGGGUGGGACCUGCUUCCUCAGCCCCCAGCCGUGUAUAUGGGGUGUGAAGAUGAUGCUGAUAAGCUGCUGGCAAGGUUUUUUAGAUGUCUAGUAACUAUACCUGUGUAGAAGACACGCGGUAGCUCCUGCCAAGAAGUCUUGUAGCUAGCCCCAUCCUGAGUUUUGUUGUUUCUUGCAUUUUUAAUCUUAGUCCUUGGGCUGUUUCAAGCCUUAGAUCUCCUGAAACUGCAUGUAAGCACAGGAAUGGGCUUGGGAAAACCCCAGUGGUCCCAAGAAGUCUGCAGCUACAAGGUGCAGCUCUUGAGGUGAAGUAAAUCUGCCCUGCCCUUGGUAAAUCUCUGCUCUGCUCCCAGUCCUGGGCAGCACGUUUUGGAGCUAAGCAUUGUCUCACUGCAGCAGCUGCUUAUUUCUGACUUUUGCAGCGGGGUGGUGAUAACAGGCGUUUGCCUGCUCUCUUGGAGCAGUGCCAUUCACGUAACUGACCUUAAACCAACGGCUAGGAUUGUUUAAGCAAAUCUUGAAUUGUUUGCUUGUGAGCGUGCUGGGGCAAAUUCCUGUGGUGGAAGGACUUGAUGCUGCCGUAACAUACCCACGUGCUGCCAGUAGCACAAGCAGACGUGCAGCACGUAAAGCCAUGUGAGCUGCUCAGCUUGUUUCAUGAAGUUGAACAGAAAACCUUCUGUUCUUGGCUCCCUGGCACUUUGGCCCGAUAAAAGCUGGGUUACAAUGCAAAGGCGUAUGCCAGUCUGUAAGUAAAACUGUAGCCAGCUGCUUAAUUGCUCAUGAUUGAAUUUGCCUGCCUGCUUAUGUUUCUGGGACGUGGGACAAAACCUUCCCAUACCUUGUCCUGUGAACAAGGGCAGCGACCACCUCCUGGGCUGGGUGCUCCUCAACCUGUCCAGGUUCAGCACUUUUUCCCUACUUGGCUGGCUUUUCCAGCUGCUGCGAGUGGCAGGGCAGCACAGCAGUCACAUCCAGUGCUGGGAUCUGUGCAGCCUCUGCACAACCGACUCAGCUCAGUCUUGCCCCACUGCUGUCUGCUGACCUCGUGCGUAUGGAAGGGCAACGCUUACCAUCCUGUCCCAUCGGUGUUUGGUUCAUCAGGUUGCACGGAUUUAUUAAACAGACACAAACAGCGUUCAGACGUGUUUGUUGUGGCAAGAAGUAUGAUAUUAAGAACCCCAGUAGACAGACCAGUUUUAUUCUCGCAAGAAAGGCAAAAAGCCCUGGAUGUGGUUAACAAAUCUUCCCUCUGGAAAGAUUAAAUUAAAAAUUUUGCACUGACGCACGUAAAACAGGUCUUUUCAUCAUGGCAAAUGGUUUUAGCCUCCUUCUGAACCCAGCAAGAAAACAAUAUCUUUGUCUUUUCACAUCUAUUUUGUCCUGUUGAACAACAGUUGCUGGAUGGUGCUGCAUGAAUCAGGAUGUGGCAAAUAUGUUUUGGCUUGUUCUCAGGACUGACCUGGGCUGGUAAGGCUCAGGCUCACAUUAAGUUUCCUAUUGACUAUCCAUAUUCACCACCUACCUUCAGAUUCCUGACCAAAAUGUGGCACCCCAACAUUUAUGAGAACGGAGAUGUAUGUAUUUCAAUUCUUCACCCGCCGGUAGAUGACCCGCAAAGUGGAGAGCUGCCAUCUGAGAGGUGGAACCCUACCCAAAAUGUCAGGACUAUCUUACUGAGUGUAAUCUCUCUGCUUAAUGAGCCCAACACAUUCUCUCCUGCCAAUGUGGAUGCAUCAGUCAUGUUCAGGAAAUGGAGGGACAGUAAAGGAAAAGACAAGGAGUAUGCUGAAAUCAUAAGGAAACAGGUUUUGGCUACCAAAGCCGAGGCAGAGAAGGAUGGCGUGAAGGUCCCCACUACGCUGGCAGAGUACUGCAUCAAAACUAAAGUGCCUUCCAAUGACAACAGUUCGGAUUUGCUUUACGACGACUUGUACGAUGACGACAUUGAUGAUGAAGAUGAGGAGGAGGAGGACGCCGACUGUUACGAUGAUGACGAUUCUGGCAAUGAGGAGUCGUGACCUGCUCCCUCUAUGCCCCUGUACUGCCCUGCCGACUCAGGCCAGAAGGGAGCAGCGGUAACCUAGCAGCAGUCCAGCAAAAAAAGUGUGGGGGGGGGAUCAAAAAACUUUUGUCUCCUGCUGUCUCCUGUUGUAUGGAUCUGUUUGCUCCUUUUUUAUGGACCUCUUAGAGACCCUCCACAGAAUGUCUGAAUUCUUGCAUUCUUAACCCUUUCAUCACUGUAUUAUGAUUUCUUUUUAAAAAAGAAACUCCCCUUUUCACUUCUCUACGAAACGCUCACAGCGAAACAGGUUUGCUCGCGUUUAGGUUCUUGAAUUCAAUACAGUCUUGCAUUGAGAUGUUUAAUGUAUUUAAAGCUGGAACAAACCCAUUGGAAGCUGGGUUUUUGGGAGCUCAAGUGCUGCAUUUACUGGGAAGAAAAAAAUCCACACAAAGCAAAUUGCCAAGGUUUAGCUGCUCCAUUUACAAUAAUAGCGUGUGUACAUUCGUUUAGCCUUGUGGUGGUGGCUUUUCCUUUUUAAGGUGUGGGGCGGAGAGUGUAAAGCUACUGUGUGUUGAGCUUGAUGGGAUGUAACUGAAAGGUACAGUAUUCCUUUUCAGCCUGCUCAAGUUAGGAAAUAGCUGGCCACUGGAGCCCCAGUGGGCACAAUCAGCUUUGUCUCUGAAAAAGGCUUGUGAUAUGAACCCUAAAAUAAACACGUAACACUUCACGUCUGUACAACUGAGCCCUGGGUUGCUAUUUAUUUUUUUUCAGGCUAAGUUGGGGUUGAAACAGUCCAGGUUAGCUGUGCUGCUGUGACCUGCUGCCAGCUGCCCCUCUCCAGAGGGAGAGCAGACGUGUGUCCUGCUGCCCCUGUGGCCAGCUGCUGCAGCCAGCGCUCAUCCCAAACUUGGCUCUGGCAUGGGGAAAGACCAAUAGCCUCCUGCCCCAGUGCUUGCUAGCAGCCUGUGCUUCCUGCGGCCCCAGUCCGGUGCUGGCCUCAGCCUUUUUUCUCUUGCUUGUGUAGGUCAGGUGUGACUGCCCUGCGGACCCAGUGGCUGCUGUGGUCCUGGCAGGGGGCAGAGGGGAAUGGGGGGGACAGGGCUCUCCCCAUGCCUCCCUGGCAGCCCCAGGGGGGCAGUGAGAACCCUACAGGGGUUGCCAGGCUUCUCAGCAGCAUGCUUCAACCCGUGCACCUGCAUGUUUGCGGGAGCUCCUGGUAGAGCUGGCAGCCCUCCCUUGCGGGCAGGGGCAUCCUGCAUGCUCUCUUCUGCAGAACUCUUCCGUGGCAGCCUGACCCUUUUGCAAUGUGCUCUCCUUGUUCGGCUGUGGUGCAGGGGCCUGAAUUCAGCUUUAGGAUGGGAUCUCAAGCAGCAGCCAGCCCUGCCUUCCCCUGCUGAGCCCUGGGGCUGCCAGGAGCUGCUGGCCCUAUGGGGUGAGCCUCUCCCCUCCCAGCGGUACAGAGGAAGUUACCUUGAUGAGAGCUGCUGGCUCAGGCGCUUACUUGUGCCCCCUCUUCAUGUAUCUCAGGGGUUUUCAUGGUACGGCACCAGCUGCAGGGGGGAGGUGGGAGCAAACUAAAUGGGGAGGUGGCUGCGGGGCUUGGGGAACUGGCUCUAGAGCUGGCUGAGAGAGAGCAGGGAGGGGAGGACGGCCCCCAGCACCUGGGUGCCUCAAACAUGGGUACACUCCCAUGCCCCUCCCGCCUGAGGGGGCCAAAAGGCAGCCCCAGUGGUGGCACCUUGUCCCUUAGUGCUCCCUGAGCACCCUGCUCAUGUGUUACCAGGGCAGUGGGAACCUCUCCUGCCCUGUCCCAGGGGACACUUUAGAGAGGCCGCUGCUCAUCCUCCAUGUCCCAAGGGCUCAGCGCUGCUGCCCCUGGCUGUGCUGGCCCUGGCGCUGCCCCAGGCCCCUGCUGCUUCCAUCUUGCAGGGAAAGCAGCUGGGGGCUUGGGGGGGGCAGGACGGGGAGCGGCGUGGCCGGGGCCCUGCUGAUGACCUGGUUUGAAAUGAGGAUACUGCAUCUUUCAGGAUCUCCCAUGUACUCUGGACCGUUUUCACUGUAUACUCUCCAGUGACUUGUAUUUUCAAGCUUGAUGUUUGUUGUAAGCUGCGUUAUCAUGAUUCUUCUGUUACCCUUUUCUAAAGACAAAAAAGAA